AAAGAAUCCCUUGAACUGUGACGAGUUAAUAUGGACAACAGAAGAAGACAGAGUUGUAGUUAAAGACAGAUUUUACAUAAGGGAUAAUAAAAGAAGGAACUACUUCUAUGUGUACAUCAGUGACCUCAGGAGAACCGACUCUGGAACGUAUUGGUGCGGAUCUGGUAAAACAAUGACAAAUGCUGAAUACACCAAAAUAUACCUUUCUAUCACUGAAAGACACACUCAAACCAAAAAAUCAGUCAGUUUACGUUUGAAGAGAGAAAACGACAUCGAAAAUCAGCAUUUAGGCCUGCCUAUUGGUAUUGGAGUGGGUGUGGGAUCAUUAGUGGUGAUUGCUGUGGUUGUGCUAAUACUAUACAGAUGUAAAGUCCUCAGAAUGUCAGAAACUGCUGCUGAGGGGUCAUCAGAGCUGAGGACAAAGUCUGGACAUAACACAGAGGGAAAUACUGGAGAUCAUCAAUAUGAAGAGAUUAAUGUACGGAGACAGCAAGAGAGCUCACUGCCAUCUGUUUGUGCUGUUACCAGCCCUCCUCCAGACCUGGUCUACCAUGCUAAUGUUGAUUUUCAGAAGGAUACCAAUGUCAAUCUUCCUGCAGACAUAGUCCACUAUGCCACUGUGGAUUUCCAAAAAGAUGGAAGAAUGCUUCCUGUCACUAGUGAAAACGGCUCUACUCCCAUGGGACAAGACAUCAUCAAUCCUUCUGCAGACAUAGUUCAGUAUACCACUGUGGGUUUCCACACUGAUGGAAAAACACUUCCUGACACUAAGAAAAAUAGCUCCGCUGGCACGGGACAUAGUGCUACCAGCAAUCAAGCACCUGAGACAACUCUCUAUUCAACUGUUAUAAGACAAGGGGAGCAAUAAUAUAGUAAUGCUGUGAAGGAGCUGAAUAUUCUCUAUGCAUAGAUACUAUCUGUAAUCUUAAAAUAAUAGGAAAAA
Messenger RNA from Pelmatolapia mariae (spotted tilapia), 943 nucleotides. RefSeq lists its product as uncharacterized. Lineage: Eukaryota; Metazoa; Chordata; Actinopteri; Cichliformes; Cichlidae. The record is from RefSeq and is a predicted model, not a curated record. The transcript has 5 exons. Bases 173 to 868 code for a protein of 231 amino acids.